Messenger RNA from Purpureocillium lilacinum, 1536 nucleotides. Its product is annotated as serine/threonine protein kinase, CMGC group. The record is from RefSeq and is a predicted model, not a curated record. Gene Ontology annotation, cellular component: cytoplasm; nucleus. Gene Ontology annotation, molecular function: protein serine/threonine kinase activity; ATP binding. NCBI's taxonomy places the organism in Eukaryota, Fungi, Ascomycota, Sordariomycetes, Hypocreales, Ophiocordycipitaceae. Gene Ontology annotation, biological process: regulation of mRNA processing; peptidyl-serine phosphorylation; spliceosomal complex assembly.
AUGGCCCAUUCGCCGUCAUCGUCGUCGGUCGACGACCCCGCCGACAACACCGCCGACGAGGAGGAUUCCGAGGACUACUGCAAGGGCGGCUACCACCCCGUCCAGAUCGGCGAGAAGUUCAAGGACGGCAAGUACACGGUCGUGCGCAAGCUUGGAUGGGGGCACUUUUCCACCGUCUGGCUCUCCCGCGACAACAACAACGGCAAGCACGUUGCCCUCAAGGUCGUCCGCUCCGCCGCCCACUACACCGAGACCGCCAUCGACGAGAUCAAGCUCCUCAAUAAGAUUGUCCAGGCCAAACCCGACCAUCCCGGCCGUAAGCACGUCGUCAGCCUCCUCGACUCCUUCGAGCACAAGGGCCCCAACGGCACCCACGUCUGCAUGGUCUUUGAGGUCCUCGGCGAGAACCUGCUCGGCCUCAUCAAGCGCUGGAACCACCGCGGCAUCCCCAUGGCCCUCGUCAAGCAAAUCACCAAGCAGGUCCUCCUCGGCCUCGACUACCUCCAUCGCGAGUGCGGCAUCAUCCACACCGACCUCAAGCCCGAAAACGUCCUCAUCGAGAUUGGCGACGUCGAGCAGAUUGUCAAAAAGGUGGUCAAGAACGAGCCGGGCGACAAGGAAAACAACCGCAACGGCCGCCGGAGACGGCGGACCCUCAUCACCGGCAGCCAGCCCCUGCCGUCUCCCCUCAACGCCACCUUUAACCAGAACAACCUCUUUCCCUCCUCGGGCUCCCAGCCCAGCCUCGCCGGCGUCCUCAACGAGGGCACCACGAGCACAAAGGACUCAUCACCCAAGUCGGGCGACGAAUCGCAAAAGCAGCGGGAAAAGUCUGCUGACAUCCUCUCGCGCGAAGUAUCCGGCAUCUCGCUCGACAAGUCCAGCAGCUCGUCGGCCUCGACGGGCGACAAGCGCAAGGCCGAAGACCCGCACGCCUUUGACGUUAUCAGCGUCAAGAUUGCGGAUCUCGGAAACGCGUGCUGGACGAACCACCACUUCACAAAUGACAUCCAGACGAGGCAGUACCGGUCCCCCGAGGUCAUUCUCGGUGCUAAGUGGGGGGCCAGUACAGACGUCUGGAGCAUGGCUUGCAUGGUGUUUGAGCUCAUCACCGGCGACUACCUCUUCGAUCCCCAAUCGGGCACAAAGUACGGAAAAGACGACGACCACAUUGCGCAGAUCAUCGAGCUUCUCGGUCCGUUCCCCCGAUCGCUAUGCCUGAGCGGCAAGUGGAGUCAGGAGAUUUUCAACCGUAAGGGCGAGUUGCGUAACAUCCAUCGGCUGCGACACUGGGCGCUGCCCGACGUCUUGCGGGAAAAAUACCACUUCAAGGAGGACGAGGCCAAGCGCAUCUCCACCUUCUUGACGCCAAUGCUUGAGCUGGUGCCGGAGAAGCGGGCCAACGCCGGAGGCAUGGCGGGGCACGGCUGGCUCGAGGACACGCCGGGCAUGAAGGGCCUGCGGAUUGAGGGCCUCGAGGUCGGCGGUCGGGGCGAGGGCAUUGACGGGUGGGCGACGGAAGUACGGAAACGAUGA